Molecule: messenger RNA, 1700 nt
Organism: Cucurbita maxima (winter squash)
Lineage: Eukaryota; Viridiplantae; Streptophyta; Magnoliopsida; Cucurbitales; Cucurbitaceae
Product: UDP-galactose/UDP-glucose transporter 2-like
Exons: 6
Coding region: 291-1475 (394 amino acids)
Biological process (GO): transmembrane transport
Cellular component (GO): Golgi membrane; endoplasmic reticulum membrane
Molecular function (GO): transmembrane transporter activity
Source: RefSeq, a predicted model, not a curated record
UGUCUCAUGAGUUAGUGUGCGUGUAUGUGUGCAUUACGAGAAAGGCCAGCGCAGAGCUUAGAGUGUAACGUGAAUAGAGCUCCAGUCCUCGCCACCGUCCCCGUCGCUUACGUUUCUUUAUAACCCAUUCUUCAAUCGAUUUUCUCUCUCUAACAUGCAAGUUCCUUCACCCUCCAACGUUAUGCUCGAUUCCUGUUCUUGAUUCCAUCGAUUUUUUUUUCUCUGAUUCUUUCCUCAUUUUGCCGUUUCUGACCUCUUUCCGCCUCUUUCAUUGGGGGAAGAUCAGCGUUAUGAAGAACGAGGAGCAGAUUCGGACUCUGUUUGGGAUUUCCCUCACGGAUAGGCCUAAAUGGCACCAGUUCCUCAUUUGCUCUUCUGGAUUUUUCUUCGGCUACUUAGUUAACGGCAUCUGCGAGGAAUAUGUAUAUAACAAGCUGCAAUUCAGCUAUGGCUGGUACUUCACAUUUAUUCAAGGAUUUGUGUAUCUGUUUCUGAUAUAUCUCCAAGGCUUCACUGCCAAGCAUAUGGUGAACCCUUGGAAGACUUAUGUCAAGCUUUCUGCUGUGUUGAUGGGUUCCCAUGGCCUCACCAAGGGGUCUUUGGCCUUUCUUAACUAUCCUGCUCAGCUCAUGUUCAAAUCUACAAAGGUUUUGCCGGUGAUGAUAAUGGGUGCCUUCAUACCUGGCCUCAGACGAAAAUAUCCCGCUCAUGAAUACGUUUCUGCUGUACUUUUGGUUGUGGGUUUGAUCAUCUUCACUUUAGCAGAUGCACAAACAUCUCCUAACUUCAGUAUUCUCGGCGUGGUCAUGAUAUCGGGUGCGCUAAUCAUGGACUCAUUUCUUGGAAAUCUGCAAGAAGCCAUCUUUACCAUGAAUCCUGAAACCACACAGAUGGAGAUGCUCUUUUGUUCUACUGUCGUUGGCUUGCCUUUCCUGAUCCCACCCAUGCUUCUCACUGGAGAAUUGUUUAAAGCAUGGACUUCAUGUUAUCAGGUAACAGUUAGCUCUCUCUCUCUAGAACUGCAUUUUCUCAUGGCCUUUUUUUCCCUUUCUUCCUUAUUUUCAUCCCCUAUUGUGCUAAGUGAAACACACAUUCUAAGAAUACCAUGUUUUAUGCAGCACAAAUACGUAUACGGUGUGUUAAUUUUUGAAGCCAUGGCGACCUACGUCGGCCAAGUCUCUGUUCUUUCACUCAUUGCCCUAUUUGGGGCAGCUACUACAGCCAUGAUAACAACUGCUAGAAAGGCAGUGACAUUAUUGCUAUCUUACUUGAUAUUCACAAAGCCAUUAAGCGAACAACAUGCGACUGGUCUGCUGCUCAUAGGCAUGGGGAUCUCGCUGAAGCUCUUACCUGAUUACAAGCCCAAAAACAGAGCCUCUUCAAAUGCCAGAACUUCCAGACCUGCUAACAAUGACAAUGAAAUGGCUCCUCAAAUUGAAAGUGAAAAAGAUGAAGAAAGAAGGCCAUUGGUUUAAAUUAGGAUACUUUUUUUAUUGUAUUUUUCCCCCAAAUCCCAUGUUAUAAAUGUAAGAAGGAUGCCUCUCAACUAUACAAUUUCAGUAGAUGGCUUCUCCACAUGCUCUGAUGAUAGCAAUCUCAAUGUUCAAAAUAGCUGAAAUGAGUUGCAAAUGAGGUCAUAUAGGGUCUUCUAUUUUUAUCACCCACCACCAUGUCAAUUUAUAUCCUAUUUUUUUGAACAA